AUGCACCCGCGCUGGGUGGAGAGCUACGGUCUUGCGGGUGCUGCGGGUCGCAUUAGCAGGUUGUUAUUGUUAUCGCCUGCUGUCGUCUGGGAGCCGGUUACGGAAGAUAAUUUAGCCCUAACGGUGUCAUAUAAUAAUCUUACCAAUUCAAUGAGCUACGCUACUCCACUCUCUACACUCCUGCGCCUGUGUUUGGUUUUUGUGUCAACUUUAGAUGGAAAUGCUUUAGUGAUGCGGUCUAUCAUCCGUUUCUCAGUUUUAACUGUGGAGAGUUUUCCUUAUCAAGCACCACACGAUCACGACUCCGGUAUGUUUAUUAACUUUCAUCCCCUCUUGUUAAUAUUUAUUUUUUGCAACCACCAUGUAGCAAAGUGGAUAUGA
This is a messenger RNA of Trypanosoma brucei brucei TREU927, 381 nucleotides long. RefSeq lists its product as hypothetical. Lineage: Eukaryota; Euglenozoa; Kinetoplastea; Trypanosomatida; Trypanosomatidae. The transcript has a single exon. The record is from RefSeq and is a predicted model, not a curated record. Bases 1 to 381 code for a protein of 126 amino acids.